AUGUUGACUUUGAAAAUUGAAGACGAGGCACCAGCGCCUUUCGCAGAAAAGGUUGUCGCAAUACUAAACUCGGUUUUCUCGUCCGACAAGGCGUUUUCGACAAGUGACGCUGCAGUGGCGUUGAAUAACCUAUACCCAAGACAUCAACCAGACAGCGAGCCAAGCGCCGGAGGUCAAUUUCUAUGGUGGUUCUGGGACCUCGUGCAUGAUCUUGCCCGUCAAGUACCCCAUGACAGCACCGACAGCGCACGACUGGCUGAGAUCGUGAAGGAGUUGCAUGACCUAGAGCCCGUCGAAAACGUAGACUUGGGCAGCGAAUGGGGGGAGAGUCAACUUUGGAGAAAAUUGCCUCUCCUAGGGCCAGUAUUCUACGACAAGUGGAAUCAGGAUCCUCGAGCCCCUGAGGGAGCUGAUAAAGAUCAACGUGAGCUCAAUUUUCAGACGUACGGCGCCCGACUUGCGGGUCAUGGCCUUGUUCCCUUCGAAAUGUACGCAGUUUGGGCUUUGACUGAUGCUCUGGAGGGCGAAACCACGCCAAUCCGGGGAGCGCCCGACGAAGUCAACCCUAACCCCACCGCCGUGGACCGUUUGGCUUUCAAGGUCGCCGCUGCCAGAUCGUGGAUAACCUAUGCCGGGCAUAUCCUGUACGGUAGGGAUGAAGAUGUGCAUGGGACCUUGGGUGGCCCUCUCUACAAAUUGGACAAGAAAGAAGCCGCCAGGACGAGACGCAAAUAUAAGGGGGCUCAAGGUUUGUGCCCUCUUCGGUGGCAACUGUGGAAGGAGAGGUUUCAAGUGGUCAAGGAUUGCCAAGAUAUCGAUUACGAGGUACGAACUUUGGCUAAGGAAGCAUUCGAGGCCAUGGUGGACAUAGAAGAGCAGCAUCGGGCUUGA
Molecule: messenger RNA, 891 nt
Organism: Neoarthrinium moseri
Lineage: Eukaryota; Fungi; Ascomycota; Sordariomycetes; Amphisphaeriales; Apiosporaceae
Exons: 2
Coding region: 1-891 (296 amino acids)
Source: RefSeq, a predicted model, not a curated record